Rosa rugosa (rugosa rose) is the source of this 720-nucleotide messenger RNA. RefSeq lists its product as uncharacterized. The record is from RefSeq and is a predicted model, not a curated record. Lineage: Eukaryota; Viridiplantae; Streptophyta; Magnoliopsida; Rosales; Rosaceae. The transcript has a single exon. The coding region runs from base 207 to 410 and encodes 67 amino acids.
GGCCUCAGUUUCACAUUCCAGUUCACAAUCCCAUUUCACUGUCCAACCCCAACCCAACAUAGCAGAGCUUUCUUUUAUAAUCUCAGAUCAAACAAGACUCCCCCAUCCCCCAUAACACCCAGCUGAGCAAAUUGCAGAGAAACAAAACCACCAAAGAGAGGAAAGGGGAAUUGAUUGUUCAUUCUUGUUUUGCAGGCAGGAGAAAAAUGUGGUUGGUUUAUGUGUGUGAUGAGGAAGAGAAGGAAUUGGGAAGGCAACAAGCUCCUGGGUCCUGUCCUCACUGUGGAGGCAAAGUAGAAGCUGUGGAUGUUGAGUCUCAGUGGAAGUUUUGCUUUCUCCCCAUGUGUUUCAAGAUCAAGAGGAAGUACUUCUGUUCUCUCUGCUCCAGGCGCUUGGUCUUGUACUACUAGCUCAAACCAAUAAGCAUCCAGCUCAAAUUAAGACCCAGAAAAAUUUAGGCUCUUCUCUCUGUUUGUGAUUAAUCUCUCUCCCUCUGUUUGUGUGUGUGUUUCUGAUGUGAUUCUGGUUUUGGGUACAAUGAGAUUCAGGAAAUCUAGCUAGGAGAUUUGGGUUUUGUACAAAAGGAUUGUUAGAUGUGGGGAAAUGGGUUCUUGAUUUGAAUGCCUUUGAGAUUGACUGGUUAGUAGCAAUGUUCAAUUUGGGUCUUUGUACUGAAUAUUAUGAUGAUUAUUAGGUGAAAGCUUGUUCUUUUUCUCCUUA